AGAAGCUGCGGGAGAAAGUUCACCUGGAACCGGAUCGAGCUGAGUCCCUGGACCAGAAGCAGGAAUGGAGCCCUCCAAGCAGACCCAGCACGGCUCCGGCGAGCAGGAGGAGGCGGGGAACGGCGGCCCGGUGCCCAACGGGCACGUCGACGGGCUGGUGAAGCGGCCGGCCCCCGGUGGCACCGCGCGCUCCUCCGGUGGCACCGCGCGCUCCCCCGGCGGUGCGAAGGCUCCGGGCGCGGAGAGCUGGCGGGAGGAGCGCACCCGCAGUGUGGAGGACAACGAGACGAGUCUCCCGGCCCUGGCCGCCGCUUACACCACCAUCCUGAGGGGGCUGGGUGAGGACCCGCAACGCCAGGGUCUCCUGAAGACCCCCUGGAGAGCCGCCACCGCCAUGCAGUUCUUCACCAAGGGCUACCAGGAGAAAAUUAUAGACGUGUUGAACGACGCCAUCUUCGACGAAGACCACGACGAGAUGGUGAUCGUCAAAGACAUCGACAUGUUCUCCAUGUGUGAGCAUCACCUGGUGCCCAUCUUCGGCAGGGUUCACAUCGGUUACCUCCCCAACAAGAGAGUCCUCGGCCUCAGCAAGCUGGCCAGGAUUGUUGAAAUCUACAGUCGGCGACUUCAAGUUCAGGAGAGGUUGACCAAACAGAUCGCCGUGGCAAUCACCGAGGCCCUGCAGCCGACCGGGGUCGGCGUCGUCAUCGAGGCAACUCACAUGUGCAUGGUGAUGCGCGGCGUUCAGAAGAUGAACAGUAAAACCGUCACCAGCACCAUGUUGGGAGUUUUCAGAGAAGAUCCAAAAACCAGAGACGAGUUUCUGACGCUGAUCCGGAGCUGAGGAGGAUGAAGCUCCUCCUCCUCUUCCUCCUCCUGUUGCCUGGGUUACCUCCACCUGCACGGACCAGCCAUCCUGCUAAAUGUGUGUGUGUGUGCGUUUGCGUGUGCGUGUGCGUGUGCGUGUGCGUGUGCGUGUGCGUGUGCGUGUGUCUCCACUGGUUUUACACGGUCAGAUCUGGUCAAACGAUUCUGGACAGUUUGUCUGAGGUUGAGGACUUGUUGUUUACUUUCAGGCCACAGGACUUUAGCCCUUUUGUGCAUGUGUGUCGUGUUUGUGGGUUUGUGUGUGUGUCUGUGUGCGUCAAUCAGUUAUCAACCUUGUAACAAACCAAGCAGAAAAAUCCACCAUGAAGGUCACAUCAGGUCAGGGACGCUGGUCAGUUUGUGUAAAGACUAAAUCGUCUCUGAGAUUAUUUUUUCAUUUACAGCAAACUGCAGCAAACACACAUUAAAAUGAACUUUUGUUUAAAUGCAAAUUAACUUAAAAAAAUCUAAAAUCAACAAAUAAUUCAUCGGCUUAAUGAUUUGUUUUGUUUCAAAUUCAAAGUCUUUCAGUUUUCCGAUAUUUAACAGAUCAAAUGACAAAUCGCCUCGUUGAACAGAAAGAACUUAAAGAUGAGUCGAUGAUUUUAACCGUUAACGUCAGGGAUUUGUUUCAGAAACGCGUUCAGACAGUCAUCAAUUAAUAAAGUUUUGUCGAAAAAACGUAGACGACUAAACGACUUGUUUAGAUCUUAAACAAAGAUGGACGACGCGUCUCCACUUCCUCCAGAAAUGAAGCCAAAACAUAUCAGAAGAUGAAUGUCGCCAUUUUGCAGCGAUGACGUCACUUGCAGUCGGAGUCGGUGCAAUUGUGAUAGUGAGAGUGGAGCCGUGGUAACGAUUCCCGCCCAUACAUGCUCUUAACCAAUCAGGAGUCAGCCUCAGCUGUCAAUCAUGACGUCUCAGCCAUUUUGGAUAAACCUUUAUUGGACUUUUUAGUUGGGUCCCAUCUGCGAACAUGGAGGAGACAGUGUUUAUGAGCUGUGCUGCGGCCAACCACCAGGGGGUGACCUCUUGGGAGCCGUCAUGUCGUCCAUCUUGAUUUUCAGUCUGUGGUUAAACAUCAGUUGAUCUAAAACUCAAAGUUUAUCUCCAAAUCAAAAGAUUUUAACAUCACAGCACGUUUGGAGGAAAAUGAGCUAAAAGCAGCUUCAUCUGAAAACGACACUAGAUGUUUGUGUUGUGAUGAUGAAACAUGUUGAUGUCAUCAUCUCCGUCCUGUGUGAAGAUCUUUGUCAUCCAGAUUCCACGAGAGGAAAAUGAAAAGUGUAAAAUUAAAAUUAAAUUGUGUGUUUGUUUUCUUCUUUCCAGUUGUCGUCCCAGCAGAGGAACAAUGUUGAAAUGUGUGUGUGUUUUUGUGUUUUUUUUAAUCUCAAUGUCCCCACACAGAUUUUGGGAGGUUUUAACUGGAGUUGUGCGAGUGUGUGUGUUUGUGUGUCUGAGGGAAGAUGUUGUCGUGUCCGUGGCCUUGUUGUGAAGGUCGGCCUGUUUCUUUGGCCCCUUCACCAUCAUUGUCACUUUAUGUACUGUGUUGAUUUCAAAGACUUUUUAAUCAAAGAAAAUAAAUUUACUGUCUUUGA
Platichthys flesus (European flounder) is the source of this 2465-nucleotide messenger RNA. It is a transcript of the gene gch1, whose product is annotated as GTP cyclohydrolase 1. The coding region runs from base 65 to 844 and encodes 259 amino acids. Gene Ontology annotation, molecular function: zinc ion binding; GTP cyclohydrolase I activity; GTP binding. Lineage: Eukaryota; Metazoa; Chordata; Actinopteri; Pleuronectiformes; Pleuronectidae. The transcript is spliced from 6 exons. Gene Ontology annotation, cellular component: cytoplasm. Gene Ontology annotation, biological process: tetrahydrofolate biosynthetic process; tetrahydrobiopterin biosynthetic process. The record is from RefSeq and is a predicted model, not a curated record.